Messenger RNA from Lagopus leucura (white-tailed ptarmigan), 416 nucleotides. Its product is annotated as bone morphogenetic protein 1-like. The annotation marks the transcript as partial. The record is from RefSeq and is a predicted model, not a curated record. NCBI's taxonomy places the organism in Eukaryota, Metazoa, Chordata, Aves, Galliformes, Phasianidae. The transcript has 2 exons.
GUGACGGCAGCACUGGGCGCCAUCCGCAGCCCCAACUGGCCGAGCCGCUACCCCAGCAGGAAGGAGUGCGAGUGGAGCAUCGGCACCGCGCCGGGGCACCGCGUGCAGCUGACGUUCUCAGAGCUGGACGUGGAGCCUCACGCUGACUGCAGUUAUGACCACGUUGCUGUGCACGACGGCCCGGACGCCGCAGCUCCACUCAUCGGCCGCUUCUGCGGCUCUGUGGCGCCGCCGGCCGUGCUGAGCUCCGGCAGCUCCAUGUUUGUGCGCUUCGUGUCCGACGGCUCCGUGCAGAAGAAGGGCUUUGAGGCCGCACACUCCUCAGGUAUGGGGCUGGGCAGCGCCUCGCCCGGCAUGGUGGCACCCCAUGGGCACCCCGUCACCCCAUCACCCCGUCCCCCCAACACCCUGCAACC